AUGGGAUCAACAAAAUUAGAGGAAUUGGACCAGGAUGGUGUACUGUCUGUUCUUGAGAAUUGGAAGAUGGAAGAAUUUUGUGAUUUUGUACGGGAGAAACAGUUGGACGGGAGAAAAUUACUGGACGUUACUGAAGGGAUUGUAAAACUUUGGCGGCCGAAAUCAAACGCUAAGGACUUUAUCAUCUUCAUCAAUGAUUUAAAAGACAACCCAAAAAAGUACUUAACAAAUCAAUCGAAAACUGAAAUAAUAAAAAUAAGCAAAGAAACUAAUAUAUGUCCGGAAAGUCAAUAUCAAACAGUGACAGUGCGUAAGACGAGAGAAGAUGUCAACGUUAAUACUGUAGAAGAGUUACUAAAGAAAAUGGUUCCUGCCAAAAGCUUCCUUUAUAGGAACCAGCAGAAGAGGACAGAGAAGGCAGUGACGUCAUACCUUCCUAUGGACGCGGGGACACCGAAGAAGAGAAGGUUCUUCCGUUUAAGUUCUUACGAGUACCCAUUCUUCGAUUUUCGAUUGAGAUUUUCGAAAACCGAUAAUAAUGCAGACAGAGGUUACUACUCGGUGAAAACCAACAAUCGUUAUUACAUACAAAAGAGUAGUAAAAAACAUGAAAAUAAUAAGACUAAAUAUAAAUCUCUUCCCACACCGGAGGCAACAUGCGAUAAUCUCCCAGAAGAGCAUUUCUAUGAGGACUUAAAUUAUAAUGAAAUCAAUAAAAUUAAGGAGAAAUCUCCCGACGAUGUCACUCCACGACAGGUGACUCAAGUGAAGCCGUGUAUGGUGAAAAUACAAGAACUCUUCCAGGCUUUUCGAUUUCCGUUCUUCAGAAAAAGUGAAGAAGUAGAAGAGAAAAGGGAGAAAUGUGAAAAGGAAGACAAAGAAGGGAACAUUUAUGAGAAUAAUGACAGCAUUUUGGACAUGUACGAUUCAGUACAUGUGGUUAAUGAAACUCCAAAAGCUGAGGGUACCGAAGAGAAUCGGAGUCUGCCGGUAGAAGACUACUUGGAACCUGUACAGCUUAGUAAGGACUAUUGCGACGUGACCAUAAAGCAAAAAGAGGAGUCGUUGCUGGGUUUCAUAAUGAGCUACAUCGAAAACAGAUUUGGAAUUCGAAGAGAGACUAAUGACGAGGCGCACUCUGAAGAGUCGGAGAGCGAUUCCAAGCACGAGGACAGAUGGGGCAGCGGGAAGGUGAGCAUGGCUGCUCGGCCUCUGCCGGUGCCCGUGGAGAACGAGCCGUAUUUCAUGGACGUGGACAGGGGGGAAGCGGAGAACCUGCUUCACGGGCAGCCGGACGGCACCUUCGUGCUUCGACCCUCGAGCCAGCCGAACCACGCAUACACGCUCAGCGUGUCCUGUGCCGGGGCGGUCCAUAACGUGGGGGUCCGUCGACGCCCAGACGGGAGGCUGGCUCUGGGCUACGCGCGCCGCGGCGAGCGGAGCUUCAUCACCGUGACGUCACUGCUGCGUCACCACCGACGCAGGCGGCUGCUGCUGGUGGCGGCCGGUGACGUCAUCGGCGCCACCACCCUCAACGAGCCGCCCCACUACUACCAGACGCCGAGCAACGUGCCAGUGAUGCAGGUAGCGUUGCAC
This is a messenger RNA of Iphiclides podalirius (scarce swallowtail), 1596 nucleotides long. The record is from the annotation of a GenBank genome assembly. NCBI's taxonomy places the organism in Eukaryota, Metazoa, Arthropoda, Insecta, Lepidoptera, Papilionidae.